This is a messenger RNA of Klebsormidium nitens, 420 nucleotides long. Lineage: Eukaryota; Viridiplantae; Streptophyta; Klebsormidiophyceae; Klebsormidiales; Klebsormidiaceae. The record is from the annotation of a GenBank genome assembly.
AUGUUUGAUAGCCUGGCGUCAUACUCUGGGUACCUUGGAGUGCUUCUAGUCGUCAUGUUGUUCCUGACUGCCCUGGCGGCCACGCAGGCGUGCACUCCUGAGUGCGAGAACUGCCAUCCAUACAGCAAGUACUGGGCGGACCAAGGGUGCGACCCUGCAAACUCGCACCGGGUGCUACGAGUUCAGAUGCACAGCACCGCUGUGUUCCAGGACUGCUGCAAGCACUGCAGGGACGUGGACUGCUGUCUUUUCUGGGUGUUCAACCCCGACACCAAAGAGUGUGAGGGCUUCUCCAACUGCGACCGGGUGGACGGCCGCACCACUCAGCGGGAGUGGCUCGGGGACUGGCGCGUGCUGGACAAAAAUUGCCCGGGAUACACUGCCCAUCCCGACGCCCAAAUCAGCUACCCGGGCUUCUAG